AUGGAGGCUCCUCCCUCCGCGUCUUUUCGCAAUGCGCAGCAGCAGAAAGACAAACGCCGUUCACUGGACCUGCAAGACAUCACAACUCUUCAUCCUUCAUCUUCAUCUUCAUCUUCAUCUUCAUCUACUUUGUCUUGCUGCAGCAAGACGGGAGGUGUAGAAGCUGCUGCUGUCUCCUCUGAAGUAAACACAAGAGAGCAUUCGUUGCCAGACUCCAAUCAGAACGGCAGCAGAGCUGCUGCUGCUGCUGCUGCAGCUUCUGGAGCAGCUGCAUGCCCCGGAGCAGCAGCAGCAUCAACAUCAUCAGCAUCACCAUCAUCAUCAUCAGCAGCAGCAACAGCAGCAGCAGCAGCAGCAGCAACAGCAACAGCAAGAGGAGGAGAAUUGUUAGGAUUGAGUGCAGAAGACAUAGCAAAGGUGGUGGUGCUGGUUGUUGGUGCUGGCGGCAUCGGCUGCGAGCUGGUGAAGUGUUUAGUUUUAUGCGGCUUCAUAAGAAUAGAAAUAAUAGAUUUAGAUUCUAUCGAUAUAACAAAUCUUAACAGACAAUUCUUCUUUAGAAAGCGCCACGUGGGACAAAACAAAGCAAGUGUACUCGCCGAAGAAGCAGCAAAACUCCUCAGCCCUCAGCAGAAGGCCUUCAUUGCCGAAGCAAAAGCAGCAGCAGCAGCAGCAGCAGCAGCAGCAGGAGCAGCAGCAACAGCAGCAGAAGAAGAAGAAGGUGGUUUACUAAGAGGUGAUAAAGUAAUAGGGUUGUAUGGAUGCCCGUAUAAUGUUCUUGACAGCAGAUUUUCAGUAGAUGUUGUGAAGAGUUUUGAUAUAGUAUUUGGAGGCUUAGACAAUUUAAAGGCGCGGAGACAGCUAAAUAGGCUAUGUGUUGCUGCAGGGAUACCGUUUAUAGAUGGAGGAAGUGCAGGCCUUAGCGGACAGGUAAUGCCGAUUGCGAGUAAAAGUACUCUUUGUUUUGAUUGUGAAGAUAAAAAUACACAAGAAAAAACUUUUGCUGUCUGCACAAUCCGACAGAAACCCGAUAAGCCUCAGCAUUGUGUAGCCUGGGGUAAGAUGGUGUAUGCGCUGCUCUUUCAAGAAGAAGAAGAAGAAGCAAGUGCUAAUCUUCUUAUAGACCUCAAACAGCAGCUCAAUCAACUCUGCAAUCUAAACACCAGUAGCAGCAGCACCAGCAGCAGCAGCAACGGGAACACCAGCAGCAGCAGCAGCAGCAGCAGCAGCAGCAGCAGCAGUAUUGAAGGGGAGGUGUAUGCUGCAGGUGUGCGGGUGAUGGAGGAAGUGUUUUCAAAACAAAUCAAAGAUUUAAUUGCAUUAAAAACAGACUGGAAGCCUGGGGCCCCUCCGGUGCCUCUAGAGAUACACCCCACUGUACAGCAGCAGCAGCAGCAGCAGCAGAAACAGCAGCAGCAGCAGCAGUUCUCCCCACACAAGAUCUGGUCGUCUCUUGAAUGCCAGCAGGUCUUCCUGCGCAGCUUCUGCGGCCUCAUGGAGAAAAGGAGACGCAUGCAGCAGCAGCAGCAGCAGCAGCAGCAGCAGCAGCAGGGGAUUCCGUUUGAUAAGGACGAUGACUUGGCUAUGGAUUUUACUCGGUGGGAGCUGCAGGCGAUUGCGGGUUCAAUCAUUCCUGCUGUCGCCAGCACCAAUGCAAUUGUUGCAGCGACGCAGGUCUUGCAGGCAAUGCAUAUACUAGCAUUUAACAAGAAACAGAAACAGCAGCAGCAGCAGCAGGAGGCAGCAAAGGAAACUGUGCGAGACAGCCUCGCCCGCCAGGUGUGGGUGAAGCCUUUUGUGACGGGUCGCUGUGAAGAUUCUUUUGGGGUUUUGUUGCUGCCAGAGCGACUGGAGGCGCCGCGAGUAAAUUGUUUUGUCUUGUAUCGGCAGCAGUUGGCUUCAACGAGUUUAGCAGACGCCGGAGUGUGCAGUGGGUCUAUUCUAACUGUCACGGAUCUCUCACAGUGUAAUUUGGUGGUGCUGGAAGACAAAUCGCUGGGCAGCGAAGACGAAGAAAAUAAAUUUGAAUUAAUUAAACCCAGCAGCAGCAGCAGCAGCAGCAGCAGCAGCAGCAAGGAGAGCAGCAGCAGCAGCGAUAGCAGCAGCAGCAAUGGAAUCAGCAGCAUCAACAAUGAGAGCAGCACCAGCAGCAGCAGCAACGGUAGCAGCAUCAGCAGUAGUACUAGCAGCAGCAGUGAUAGCAGCAGCAGCAGCAGCAGCAGCAAGAGCAGCAGGUCUGUAGCGGAGAAGAGAAAGAGAGAUAAAGCAGACGAAGACACUCAAGCGGUAGUCAUUGACCUUGAAGACGAUGAUGAGAAUUUAAUAACAAAAAAACAAAAAACAGCAGCAGCAGCAGCAGCAGCAGCAGCAGCAGAUGAGGUGCUGCUGAUUAGCGAUGAAGAGUAA
Molecule: messenger RNA, 2403 nt
Organism: Eimeria acervulina
Lineage: Eukaryota; Apicomplexa; Conoidasida; Eucoccidiorida; Eimeriidae
Product: ubiquitin-activating enzyme, putative
Exons: 7
Coding region: 1-2403 (800 amino acids)
Biological process (GO): protein sumoylation
Cellular component (GO): cytoplasm; SUMO activating enzyme complex
Molecular function (GO): SUMO activating enzyme activity
Source: RefSeq, a predicted model, not a curated record